Messenger RNA from Rosa chinensis, 2931 nucleotides. RefSeq lists its product as uncharacterized. The record is from RefSeq and is a predicted model, not a curated record. Lineage: Eukaryota; Viridiplantae; Streptophyta; Magnoliopsida; Rosales; Rosaceae. The coding region runs from base 1 to 2931 and encodes 976 amino acids. The transcript is spliced from 6 exons.
AUGAAAGAGGAGGAGUGGAAGGGCAGCAACCCUUCCCAAGGCUACUAUGCGUCGCUCCCGUUCUCUCCCAUUCUCAAAGAGAAUGGAUGGUUAUUUGCGUAUCACUUGGAGGCUAAUCUGCUCUGUCCUCUAUUCUCUAUCAUCUAUCUUCCACUCGUCAUAGAAAAUUCAAGGGAUCUGGGUUCAAGGAUUUAUUGUCCUUGUAGAAAGUGCGAAAAUCGUUAUCUCUAUGUAAGAUUAGUUGUGCGCCAGCAUCUUCGUGAUUAUGGUUUCUUUAAGAAGUAUAGGAAAUGGGAUAAACAUGGUGAGCCUAUUCAUUAUGUUCAUCCAGUGGAUGGAAAUCAAAAUGGUAUUGGGUUAGAUUCUUAUAUGGAGGAUGAUAUGACUAGUGAAGAAAACUCAACUAAUCCUAAUGUAGGGGCAAACGAACCUACCAAGAAGUUCUUGAAGCUUCUUGAGGAUGCAAACCUUCCAUUGUAUCCGGGUUCUAAGAGACACACAGCUUUGUCAUAUACAGUUCGUCUUUUGCAAGCGAAGGUGCUCCAUGGAUGGACAGAUAAAUCCUUCAAAACUUUACUUGAGAUAGCAAAAGAAUCUAUGCCUGAAGGUGUGCAACUUCCCAAGUCAUAUUAUGAAGCGCAGAAGUUAACAGAAGAUCUCGGAUUCACUUAUGAAACAGUAGAUGCAUGUCCUAACAGUUGUAUGUUGUUUAGAAAUGAAGACAUAAAUUUGGAUGAAUGCAGAAUAUGCAAGACAUCUCGAUGGAAAGAUAACAAUGGUAGUUCAAAUGAUGUUGCAGCACUUGGGAAACGAAAAGCAGCAAAACAAGCAAGAUAUUUUCCUUUAAAACCAAGGUUACAAAGGUUGUUUAUGUCUUCAAAAACAGCAAAGCUUAUGAGAUGGCAUGGAGAGGAAAGAACCGAUGAUGGUGUGUUUAGGCAUCCUGCAGACUCUCUUGCAUGGAAAGAUUUUGACCAAAAACACACAAAUUUUUCAGGAGACAUUCGCAAUGUAAGGCUUGGGUUAGCAUCUGAUGGAUUCAACCCAUUUAGGUUUAUGAAUAUAGUUCAUAGUACCUGGCCUAUCAUAUUGGUUCCCUACAAUUUACCACCUAUGAUGUGCAUGAAGCAACCCUUUAUAUUUCUAUCUGUUCUUAUUGAUGGUCCUAAGGCACCCGGUGAUAAAAUUGAUGUCUACAUGCAGCCACUUAUUGAAGAAUUGAAGGAACUGUAUGAAGAUGGUGUAGAAACAUUUGAUGCAUUCAACAAUGAAAUGUUUAAAAUGCAUGCUGCAUUGUUGUGGACGAUUAAUGACUUUCCUGCCUAUGCCAACUUGUCGGGGUGGAGUACAAAAGGUGAAUUUGCUUGCCCAUCAUGCAACUCUGAAAGUGGUUACCAGCGGUUGAAGUUUGGUAAAAAAGCUUCAUACAUGACUCAUCGGCGGUGGUUACCCUAUGAUCACAAGUAUCGAGCAAAUUCAAGGUCAUUGAAUGGCAAUACAGAAUAUAGAAGGAAGCCUAAAACUUUAUCUGGUGCUGAUCUUCUUGCACAAUUGGAAUCAAAUGGUGUUCUUACAGAGUACAAGCGGGAAGAUCUAGAGCGAAGGAAGGUGCUUGGGGUGCAAAAACCUGAUAAUGAUCCUUUGAUGAAAAAGAAGCACAAUUGGAAGAAGAAAAGUAUAUUUUAUGAGCUUCCAUAUUGGAAAGACAACCUGAUACGUCACAACCUUGACGUGAUGCAUAUAGAAAAGAACAUUUGUGAUAAUGUUCUUUUCUCAAUAUUAGGAGUUGCUGGAAAGUCUAAGGACAACUUGAAUUCUCGUCGUGAUCUGGAACUUAUGGGAAUUAGGGAGCAGUAUCAUCUAAAGAGGAGAGAGUCCGGUACAGAGUAUGCUGAUCCAGCUGAGUUUGAGAUGAACAAUAAGGGGAAAGACAUGUUCUUUUCAGCCUUAUCAGGAUCACGAAUGCCAGAUGGAGCUACUUCCAAUAUUGCACGUCGUUUAUGCUCAAUGGAUAAUUGUGCAGCAGAUAUAGAAAAGGCUCGUGCUCGUAUAGUGCUGACACUUUGUGAACUUAAGAAGAUAUUUCCGCCAUCAUUCUUUGAUAUAAUGGAGCAUUUACCAAUUCAUUUAGCUGAUGAAGCAUUAAUUGCUGGUGCUGUAAUUUUUCGGUGGAUGUAUCCUAUUGAGAGGUAUCUACUGACCUUGAAGGAAUAUGUGCGGAAUCGGGCUUGUCCUGAAGCAUCAAUGGCUAAAGGUUAUUUGAUGGAAGAGUGCAUGAACUUCUGUACUCAGUAUCUCAAUGAUGUGGAAAGCAAGUUUAAUAGACCAGCAAGGAAAAAAAAUGAUGACGAUAUAAACAAGGGAAAAGACUUUGUUAUCAAUUUGCAAAGAACAAGUUCUGUAUUGUUAUCAGAAGAAGUUAUUGCUAUGUCUAAUUCUCCUAGUCCAUCAGCAAAGAGAUUGACUUCUUACAAUGCGAAUGAGUUUUUCUUUCAAGUGAAAAGUCUUGAUAAUCAUCGCUCAACACAGAAUAGUGGUGUAACUUUACAAGCAGACAAGAAUCUUUCUAUUGACUCCUCACCAUACUAUGGGAGAUUGACAGAUAUUAUCAAAAUCUCUUAUCGUAUUGAUAUCAAAUAUGUUUUGUUUAAGUGUGAUUGGGUUAAUCCUGCUACAGGUAUAAAGUUAGACCAUUUUAACUUUCCUUUAGUUAACUUCAAGCGUUUGUUGUACAAAAAUGAUUGCAUAGGGGAUGAACCCUUCAUAUUGGCAUCUCAAGCUCAUCAAGUUUGGUAUGCUCUAGAUCCUUCAGGGCAAGAAUGGCUGAAUGUUGUUGACAUGCCUUCAAGAGACUUAUCCCUUGUGCAAACUAACAAUACUGAAGAAGCUAGUAUUUCAAGCGAGUCAAUGGAUGUUGAAAUGGAUGAUUGA